GUCGGUUUCAAUAGUUUAGCCAGGGGCUUACGUAUAUUCUGAUUCAUGGAGUUAACGCCCAACCUUUCAAAUACAUUGAGACAUAUAAAGUCAACCGUGUCGAUUGCUUUAUUCACAUUAUUCAACUUUAGCAAUCGUUUAUCUUCACUAUGGCCGACAUAUUUGCACCUGCACCUGAGCCAGCCACUGAACUUGGCCGCUUUCGAAUCCUUUCCUCCACCGCGGGCAUUCGCGUUUCUCCUCUUCAGUUAGGAGCCAUGUCAAUUGGAGAUGCCUGGUCUGGCGUUUUGGGGUCCAUGGACAAGGAGUCUGCCUUCAAACUCCUGGAUGCAUACUAUGACGCUGGCGGCAAUUUCAUUGACACUGCAAAUAACUACCAAAACGAGCAAUCGGAAAGCUGGCUCGGUGAAUGGAUGGCUCUCCGAAAAAAUCGGGAUCAAGUGGUUAUCGCCACCAAAUUCACUUCGGAUUACAAAUCUCACAAAUUGGGAAAGGGAAAGGCUCCCAACCAUUGUGGAAAUCACAAGCGAAGUCUUCAUAUGAGCGUCCGGGACUCCCUUGAAAAGCUUCAAACCGACUGGAUUGAUAUUCUCUACUUGCACUGGUGGGAUUGGACUACUUCGAUCGAAGAAAUAAUGGACAGUCUACAUAUCCUUGUACAACAAGGAAAGGUGCUAUACCUUGGUAUUUCGGAUUCUCCAGCAUGGGUGGUGAGUGCCGCCAACUAUUAUGCCCGUGCUCAUGGAAAGACCCCGUUCAGCGUAUAUCAAGGAAGAUGGAACGUCAUGUCCAGAGACUUCGAACGCGAAAUCAUCCCCAUGGCUCGUCACUUUGGAAUGGCCUUGGCUCCAUGGGAUGUCCUGGGUGGUGGCAAGCUUCAGACUAAAGCAGCCGUCGAAGAACGCAAGAAAAAGGGUGAAACUUUACGAAGCUUUCAUGGAGCCGAGCAGACAGAGGCGGAAUUGAAAAUGAGUGAAGCAUUGGAAAAAGUAGCUGGAGAACAUAACAUCAAGUCUAUUACUGCCAUUGCUCUUGCCUAUGUCAUGGCCAAGGCUCCAAAUGUCUUCCCAUUAGUUGGUGGUAGAAAAGUCGAGCACCUUCAAGACAACAUACAGGCGUUGAAGAUCAAGCUUACAAAGGAUCAGAUCGCUUACUUGGAAAGUAUCUUGCCAUAUGAACCUGGUUUCCCUAACAACUUUGUUGGUGAGGAUCCCAAGACGACAGGUAAGUUUACCGGACUCACAGCUGCCAGUGCCCAAUUGGUCAUUGAACAGUCAGCCAAGCCUAUUGGGUAUGAAUAGAUAAAUCAUCAGGGUGGACAAAAUCAAAUAAAAUACCACUGUGUGGUCUUGUAAUUAAUGGACUACAUUGCAAAAUAAGUUAAAGAGAAAGAAACAAAGAUGGUUGGAUAUGGAAGAGCUGUAUACUCUUGUGAUAGUGGAUUUCUACUGCCAUGUUUCAUUCAAAUUGCUUCGCAGAGUUGUGUCAUGGAGCCUUUGAUUUCAUUCGAAAACAAAGUAGAGAUGAAAGAGCUGUCAAACCUUGAUAUAAACC
Molecule: messenger RNA, 1554 nt
Organism: Umbelopsis ramanniana AG
Lineage: Eukaryota; Fungi; Mucoromycota; Umbelopsidomycetes; Umbelopsidales; Umbelopsidaceae
Exons: 1
Coding region: 150-1301 (383 amino acids)
Source: RefSeq, a predicted model, not a curated record